AAAAGCGAACAUGGAAGUGUGGAUCCGGCAGAGGCAGACGUUGACGAACAGCUGAUCGUCACAACAGCUGAUCAACAACAACAAGUUACACGUAAAUGUGAGACGCCUUUGGAAUAUAGAAAAAUAUAAUAAAAAAAAUGUCAGAAGAUGAGGAGAGAGAACCUAGUUUACAACUAGCCAUUAUACGAGAAGUUUAUGACAGUGACUCAGCACAGGAGAAGUUUGAGAUGGAACUGGAAAGAGCCUUAGAAGCUGGCAUACACACAAUUGUUAUCGAACCAACAACCCUAGGGGACGAAACGGCUAGAUGGAUUGCAGUCGGAAACUGUCUUCACAAAACCGCAGUGUUAGCAGGCUUUGGAUCAAUAGUGUCAGGUUUGAUCUGGCGAGACACUGCUUAUGUUUGUGUCCCUCUCGGCACUCUGUCUCUGUUCUGUACUGGCGUUUACACGGCAUCAUGGCAGUUUGACCCUUGUUGCAAGUAUCAGGUUGAAUAUGACUCUGGACGCCUGUCACGACUGCCUCUCCAAUCCCUGUCAUCUGCGUCACCCAUUGUCUUGGUGCACAAGGAUGAUUCUCGAAGAAAGAUACUACACAACUGUGUUUCUCUAGUUGCAUUUUCAUACUGCAUGUGGAGACUGUAUCAGCUGUAUAAAUAGAAUAUUUAUAUCAUAUAAGUGUAUCAGAUAAAUUAUUGAAUCAUGGUAGGAGAUUUUCCAUUGAAGGUGAAGAGAUGUAUGAAUAUUAUGAGUUUGUAAAUCACCUGUCGCUCUGUUGUCACUGAAGAUUUUUUUAUAGGCAAUGUUUCAUUUGAUUUGAUAGAGAAUCAUAAUCUUAUUCACAA
This is a messenger RNA of Penaeus vannamei (Pacific white shrimp), 844 nucleotides long. RefSeq names its product Transmembrane protein Pmi (gene Pmi). Gene Ontology annotation, biological process: inner mitochondrial membrane organization. Gene Ontology annotation, cellular component: mitochondrial inner membrane. Lineage: Eukaryota; Metazoa; Arthropoda; Malacostraca; Decapoda; Penaeidae. The record is from RefSeq and is a predicted model, not a curated record.